AUGGUGCGGCUGACCACUGACCUCAUCGCCAAGUGCCUCGGCCACAGGAACCGCAGGGAGGAGGACUUGGGACGGCACCUGCGAAAAAUAACUCAUCUGAAUCUAUCAGAUAGAAACCUAGAUGCAAUCGGUGACAUCUCGUUGUGCAGAAACCUUAGAGUUUUGUAUUUGUACGAUAACCAAAUCAGUCAAAUCCAGAACCUGGACUUUGCUUCACAUUUAACACACCUUUACCUGCAGAACAACCGCAUUUCGUGCAUAGAAAAUCUCUCAUCACUGAAAAACCUCGAAAAACUGUACCUGGGGGGCAACUCCAUCGCUGUAGUAGAGGGUCUGGAUCAAUUAAAAGAAAUAAGGGAGCUACAUAUUGAAAGUCAACACCUCCCUCUUGGCGAAAAGCUUCUCUUUGAUCCCAAAUCCCUCAGGUCCUUGGCAAAAUCUUUGUCUGUGUUGAAUAUUAGCAAUAACAACAUUGAUGAAUUGGAAGAACUGGCAGUUCUGGAAAAUCUUUCUCAUCUUAGAGCAGCUGACAAUCAACUUCAACAUACGAAGGAUUUGGAGGUUGUAUUGAACAAAUGGACUAAGCUGUGCAGCAUGGAUCUUACAGGAAACCCCAUCUGCCACAAACCGAAGUACAGGGACAGGAUUGUUGUACAGUCACCGACUUUAGAAUACCUUGAUGGGAAAGAAAUUAAAGAAAUUGAAAGAGUGUUCCUAAUGAAUUGGAAAGCCUCCAAAGGUGUCAGGAAAAAAAGCAAAGGACGAAUGACAAAUGAACAUGCAGAGUAUCUACAUUUUUCUGGCCUUGAAGCACCUCAUUCUAUUCUUCCUUUUAACUAUAGUCCAUCUCUGACAGAAAAAACAAAUAUUUUAAUUCUGUCUGAGAUGCACAAAGACAGAAGGAAUCCUCUGCCAGCAACUGUGGAAGAACAGAAAUCAGAGGAAAACUCAGAGCGACUUUUGUUAGAAUCACUCCCGAAGGAAGAAGGGAAACCCCCGCACUGCCGGCAGCCCGAUCCCAGCAGCGGCUGUCUGUGGGGCGGCACCACGCGCCACCGUGCGGAGCCGGGCAGCGCAGAAGCCGAGCAGCCGCAGGACGAGCCCGGAGGUGCCCACCAGACCCCAAUCUCCUGCCCCAAACCGCCCCUAACAGCUAGCGAUUAA
Molecule: messenger RNA, 1164 nt
Organism: Centrocercus urophasianus (Greater sage-grouse)
Lineage: Eukaryota; Metazoa; Chordata; Aves; Galliformes; Phasianidae
Gene: PPP1R42
Product: protein phosphatase 1 regulatory subunit 42
Exons: 8
Coding region: 1-1164 (387 amino acids)
Molecular function (GO): protein binding
Source: RefSeq, a predicted model, not a curated record